Bombina bombina (fire-bellied toad) is the source of this 1107-nucleotide messenger RNA. It is a transcript of the gene EIF6, whose product is annotated as eukaryotic translation initiation factor 6. Gene Ontology annotation, biological process: cytosolic ribosome assembly; assembly of large subunit precursor of preribosome; ribosomal subunit export from nucleus. NCBI's taxonomy places the organism in Eukaryota, Metazoa, Chordata, Amphibia, Anura, Bombinatoridae. The transcript has 7 exons. Bases 178 to 915 code for a protein of 245 amino acids. The record is from RefSeq and is a predicted model, not a curated record. Gene Ontology annotation, molecular function: ribosomal large subunit binding. Gene Ontology annotation, cellular component: nucleolus; cytosol; preribosome, large subunit precursor.
CGUCACGCAACCCGGAAGAGUGUAGAGGGACACAGCCGUGGGGUUCAUUACGGUGUUGGUGGCCACGUGUUUGCACUGAAGUUGGCGAGAGACUGUAUUCAGGCUUUAAUAGGAAUUAAUCGAGAACGAAAUUGGCAUUACCGGGCAACGUAAGAAAAUUCGCCUUGUGGAGCAGUCAUGGCAGUUCGGGCCUCCUUCGAAAAUAAUAAUGAGAUCGGAUGUUUCGCUAAACUCACUAACACUUACUGCCUGGUUGCCAUCGGGGGAUCAGAGAAUUUCUAUAGUGUUUUUGAGGGGGAACUUUCUGAAACAAUUCCUGUAGUCCAUGCCUCAAUUGCAGGAUGCAGGAUUAUUGGAAGAAUGUGCGUUGGAAACCGUAAUGGUCUUCUAGUUCCAAGUAGUACAACAGACCAGGAGCUUCAGCAUAUCAGAAACAGUUUGCCAGAUUCUGUCCGCAUCCAGAGAGUAGAGGAACGUCUGUCAGCCUUAGGGAAUGUAAUAGCAUGUAAUGACUAUGUGGCACUUGUCCAUCCAGAUCUUGACAGGGAGACAGAAGAGAUUUUGGCAGAUGUCCUAAAAGUUGAAGUUUUUAGGCAGACUAUUGCAGAGCAAGUUCUGGUUGGCAGCUACUGUGCAUUUAGUAAUCAAGGAGGCUUAGUGCACCCAAAAACAUCAAUUGAAGAUCAAGAUGAACUGUCUUCACUCUUACAAGUUCCCCUUGUGGCUGGGACAGUUAAUCGUGGAAGUGAAGUGAUUGCUGCAGGAAUGGUUGUUAAUGAUUGGUGUUCUUUUUGUGGCCUGGAUACAACCAGCACAGAGCUUUCAGUCAUUGAAAGUGUAUUUAAAUUAAGCGAUGCUCAGCCUAGCAGUAUUGCUACAAGUAUGAGAGAUUCCCUGAUUGACAGCUUGACAUAAGUUGCAAGAGGAAAUUUGUACAUUUGUUGAAAAACUAAUUCUGCUGCUUAUCAAUAUCGCACAGGUGUAUAGGACAUUAAACGCUGCUGAAAUAUCUAUAGCUUAAAACCAUUAAUCUGUUCAUAAAAUAAGUGUAAAGUGAAGCAAAAACAAAAUUUUCUUAAAACAAAUAAAGACUUUUAUCACAUCAAA